AUGAUUUCUGUCUCCUUCUUUGUUUUUCUCUUUACUUCUAUCAUUCUUUUGAUCUUUCCUUCUUCUAUCUUUCUUUUUCUCUCUACUUCUUAUUUCUUAUUCUCUUUCCUUCUAUGUUUCUUUUUCUCUUUCCUUCUUCUAGCUUAUCUUUCUUUUUCUCUUUCCUUCUUCUAUCUUAUCUUUCUUUUUCUCUUUCCUUCUUCUAUCUUUCUUAUUCUCUAUACUUCUAUAUUUCUUUUUUCUCUUUCAUUUAUCUAUCUUUCUAUUUUUCUUUCCUUCUUCUAUCUUUCUUUUUCUCUUUCCUUCUAUCUUUCUUUUUCUCUCUACUUCUAUCUUUCUUUUUUUUCCUUCUCCUAUAUUCCAUUUUCUCUUUCCUUCUUCUAUCUUUCUUUUUCUCUCUACUUCUUAUUUCUUUUUCUCUUUCCUUCUUCUAUAUUUCUUUUUCUCUUUCCUUCUUCUAUCUUAUCUUUCUUUUUCUCUUUCCUUCUAUCUUUCUUUUUCUCUCUACUUCUAUCAUUCUUUUUUUUUUCUUCUCCUAUAUUCCAUUUUCUCUUUCCUUCUUCUAUCUUUCUUUUUCCCUUUACUACUUCUUUCUUUUUCUCUAAUCUCUUCUAUAUUUCUUUUUCUCUUUCCCUGUAUAUUUUUUCUUCUCUACUUCUAUCUUUCUUUUUCUCUUUCCUUCUUCAUUUUCUUUUUCUUUUCUCUCUUUAA
Acanthosepion pharaonis is the source of this 711-nucleotide messenger RNA. The record is from the annotation of a GenBank genome assembly. Lineage: Eukaryota; Metazoa; Mollusca; Cephalopoda; Sepiida; Sepiidae.